UGGUGCCUGUGGAGAACACAAACAACAGGACCCAGUUCAUCCUCCACGGACUGACACAAGACAGGACAGGAGCAAAACUCUGCUUCUUCUUUUUACUCUUCUACACCACUAUCACUUUUGGAAACCUGCUCAUCAUCAUGACUAUAAGGACAAGUGACCUGCUGAACUCUCCCAUGUACUUCUUCCGGAGCUCUUUGUCUUUUGUAGACAUCAGUUACUCCACUGUCUCAGCUCCCAAACUCAUCCAGGACCUUCUCGUGGAGGAGAGGACCAUAUCCUUUGCGGGCUGCAUGGCUCAGCUGUUGGGGACCCACUUCUUUGGGUGCCCUGAGAUCUUCCUCCUCAUGGUGAUGGCCCACGACCGCUGCGUCGCCCUCUGCAAACGGCUCCACUCCACCAGCAUCGUGAGCCCGCAUGGCUGCGGCUGCCUGCUGGCAGCCUCGGGGCGGGGCUUUGUGCACUCCCUGCUGCAGACCCUGCUGCGCCUCCAGCUGCCCUUUUGUGGGCCCAACAAUGGGCUGGACCACUGUUUCUGGCAUGGCCACCCUUGGCUGGCGCUGGCCUGCGCUGACACCUAAUGCUCUUCCCACAUCACAACCGUCACGCUCUUCUUUGGGCCGUGCAUUUUCGUCUACCUGCGCCCUUCCACCACCUGCCCGGCAGACAAGGUGCUGUCUGUCUUCUACACCAUCAUCAUCCCCAUGCUCAACCCCUUCAGCUACACCCUGAGAAACCAAGAGGUGAAAAACAGCAUGAAAAAGUUGUGGAGCAGGACAGUGAAGAGGAGUGAGAAAUGA
Messenger RNA from Neopelma chrysocephalum (saffron-crested tyrant-manakin), 797 nucleotides. RefSeq names its product olfactory receptor 4S2-like. Gene Ontology annotation, molecular function: olfactory receptor activity. Gene Ontology annotation, cellular component: membrane. The record is from RefSeq and is a predicted model, not a curated record. NCBI's taxonomy places the organism in Eukaryota, Metazoa, Chordata, Aves, Passeriformes, Pipridae. Gene Ontology annotation, biological process: G protein-coupled receptor signaling pathway.